This is a messenger RNA of Musa acuminata subsp. malaccensis (wild Malaysian banana), 3387 nucleotides long. RefSeq lists its product as uncharacterized. Lineage: Eukaryota; Viridiplantae; Streptophyta; Magnoliopsida; Zingiberales; Musaceae. The record is from RefSeq and is a predicted model, not a curated record.
AACUUCUUUCCCAGUUGGGCUUCAACCAUCCCGAUCUCGACGCACUUGCGCGCCCCGAUUCGCCCGGAUCCUUCCUCUUCCUCUCCUCUUCCCCUCUCGAGCUUCCCCUCGCUCCUCAGCUGAGAAAUACGCCGAAUGCUUAGCUCGUGAGGGCAAUGCCCCAGAGCAGCAGACCCCGCCGCCGGGAGGAGCCCCACCCAUCUGGGGCCGAGUUCGGCCGCCACCCGGUCCCGGUGAGCGCAGCUCGAGCUGAAGGGCAGUUUCAUUUCAGAAGACAGCCAAAUCCAAGGGAUGCAAUUUGUUCUGCUUGUAACAAUGGCCUUUCUGCAGAAGAAAAUUCUUUUGCUCUUGAGAUCAGGCAAACUUCAUCCAAGAAAGCCAGUGGGAUGCCAAUAAAAGAACUAAUAGAUAAUGAGGUGUCAAAAGAAAAGGAAAUUAGGCAUCCCUUGCCAAGUUUAAUUGCAAGACUGAUGGGUCUUGAUACCCUCCCCUCUUCUGUCAGACCGCAGAGAAGUGUUGAUAGUUGUUGCAGGACAACAAUGCCUAGGGAGGGGAAUCAUGUACAUCCUGAGGACUGGUCACAAUGGCGAAGCUCUGGUGAAGGUCCAGAGUUCAAAGAUGUUUUUGAAGUAAUGGAAGCAUCCAAGAAUAGAGAGCAACAAAGCCACUCUGAUAGCAGGGGGAUGCUUAGAUGUCAAGGAAAUGGAGCUGACACGGAUCUUGUAAGGCAGAAAGUCAUGGAUAUGAAGAGUCUAUCAAACAAUGAAGUGCUGCAAAACUCUAAAGAAUUUAAUGAUGCAUUUGAUUCAAGCAAGGAUCUUCUCAUUGGAAAGCAUCGUCCAAAUGUGAACUGUGCACCAUCAUCACCUCAUCGAAGCAAGAUCACAAUCUUAAAACCAUCUAAAGGUACUAAGCAUUGGAGCAAUGAAGUUUGGUGUAACUCAUCCAAAAUAGAAAGAAAUCAUGAUUGGUGCUCUCAUAUGCAGCAAGAAGUCACAGGCUCUUUUAAGAUGUAUCCAUUCUGCCUUAACGAAUGCUCUAUUGGUGAAAUCAGUGGUUCCCUUUCACAACAUUCAUCGGCAUCACGAGAUGCAGGCAGAUCUGAGACUCAUGUUGAUCCUGCUCACAUUGUUAUCUUAAAACCAAGCCUUGAGAAAGCUCAAAAGAUGGCAGAGGCUAGUUCUUUUGCCCAUGAGGACUUCCUGUUUAGUUCCAAAAGGGGCACUGGAAUUGCAGCGUCUAGAAUUCAGGUGCUUCAGUAUGAAGGAAGAGAUGAACAUUUGUCUCAUCACACACAGGUAUCGAACCACAAAGUAAAGGGUUCAAGAGAAAUUGCUACAGAGAAUACAAGAAAGACGAGGCACUCCAUAAGUAGCUGCACCAAAAAGAACUUGACUUCAAAAAUGAAUCCAUAUCCUGGGACUGAAGACUCAUUUAUGACUCCAGGCGAGUCUAAACUCAGCCACUCAGAGGCAGUCUGUCAGAACCCUGACCCUUUUGGUGAGUGGAGUAACAGCUUCAGUCCAUCAUAUUUGUAUUCAACUGAAUAUUCAAGCAGAGAAGCUCACAAUCGUCUGUCUGAAAGAUGGAAAACAACCCACCAGUUUCAGAAAAUGGGACUUAUUGCUCGAGGCUCAAGCACACUGGGUGAAAUGUGUGUACAAUUUGAUAGAGAUACACCAAAGGUUACCGUGGACAUGAUAAAUACUAAGAAUUUUUCAUAUGAAAAGCUCACUAGCAAUGACGCACUCAAAAGCAAGGGAUGUCAUUGGGUUCAUGGUGCUGAUGCCCGGAGAGAUGGGAGCUCCAGAUUCUUGCCAAAGACUCUGCCACAUCCAGUUUCGUAUAACCUACAACUUAGUGACAGGGAACGUGAUGGUGGGAGUUGUACCAAUAUGAUCAAAGAUGUACCAGAUAUGGGAGCCUCUGUUUCUUCAGUUGUGAAAUUUAGUAAGCCAGAAGUGCCACUAAUGAAAAGCCCUAAGCAUCAAUAUCACAAUUCUAAACUAGCUCAUUCUGUUGGUGAGGAAACCAUGCUAAUUAAACAUGAUAUCCAUGUGAAUUCAGAAGGGUUGUGGAAGAAAAUUCAUGUGAAAAGUUUCUUAGACAAGACGGUGUUACAUCCUGCACCUACUGAUGAUGCCAUCACUGAGAGAAAUCAGCUAGCAAAAGGUGCAUCAAUUCCCAUAGACACACCAUGGCAUUUGACCACUCAAAUGGUGCCUAAAUUAUCUGCAUUUCAAGUGCCAUCAGAGAAUGAGGGAUUAUUUGGCCAUAUUCAGAAUGUAGUGAUUGAGGAAAAAUCAAGCGAUCAACCUCAAGAGAAGCUGCUUCUGUGUGAAUCAGACAUGGCUAAACCACAUCCUGUAGGCUCUGAGGAACUUGACCAACCAAGUCCAAGCUUUGUUCUAGAGACUCCAUCUGAAGAUGGCACUUAUAGCUCAGGAUGCUUUGAAAGAUUAAGCGCAGAUCUUAAAGAGCUUCGCGUGCAACUACAGUGUCUAAAGCUGGAGUCAGUAGCUACAUCUGCAGAGAGUGAUGAAGAUUGUGCAGGAGACAAUCAUGUGCUUCUGCCUUCGAUGGAGGUACACCGAGAAUUCAGCGAUGUUGAUGACAGAGACUUCACCUACCUACUUGAUGUUCUUAUAGAGUCAGGUGUCCGUGGCACUGAUGACAACAGGUUCUCAGAUGCAUUCUAUUCGCGCGGUCAUCCUGUCAACCAAAGCGUGUUUGAUAAGCUCGAGAAGAAGUACGAUGGGGUUGCAUCAUGGCCAAGAUCAGAAAGGAAACUGUUGUUUGAUCUUAUAAAUUGCACUCUAGCAGGUCUGAUCACCCCAUAUAUGGAUGUGCACUUGUGGAUGACAUCGUUGACGUCGAAGAUAUGUGUGCCAGCAUGGGAUCGUGAAGGUCUUGUCGAAGCUGUGUGGCAAAUGGUGGUGAAGCAAAGGAAAGAGCUACAUUGCAAUCAGGAAAACAUGUUGCUGGAAUCAGGAUGGUUUGGAUUGGAAUAUGGUAUCGAUUUGGUUGGGAUGGAGAUGGAGGGGAUGUUGAAUGCUGACCUAUUGGAGGAGCUCAUUUGUGAAUUUGUCUUAGUAUAGUGCAACGGAUUCACAACUCCGGCAAGGCUUCAUAUUCUACAAGCUUUACUCAUGCAGCUGCCCUCAGAAGGCUGUGGCAAGGCAUCAACACAACAUAUUUGUAACUCUUCUUUACCUGUUCUACUAGUUCUUAGUGACGUUUAAGGAGCAUGUCUUCUGAAAACUUGGUGGACUUUAUAGUUCCUGUGUUUCUUAGGAGCCGCUGUGACACCCGAUGUCAAACUAAAAUGCAUAUUCACAUUAAGCUUCGGUAUCAAGUCUCAGCUUGACGAGUAGCUCUUCUGUACCA